Molecule: messenger RNA, 792 nt
Organism: Phytophthora sojae
Lineage: Eukaryota; Oomycota; Peronosporomycetes; Peronosporales; Peronosporaceae
Exons: 1
Source: RefSeq, a predicted model, not a curated record
AAGCCACUCAUGGAGCAGCUCUGGACACCGAAUUUUAUGGCUACGACUGCGACUUUGGACAGGGAGGAGGUUUACCUCUUCAACAUCUAUGCGCCGACAGCAGUGCCCCUGAGCGAGAAGUUUUACGAGUCCCUAGCUCAAAUUACCAUAUCAGCCGGUACCCCGAUCUUCGUAGGCGGGGACUUCAACUGCACGCAAAACGGAGUCCAAGAUCGAUCAUACGAACCUACAGCAAACAGUCACUCCUCGGAGGCUUUUGCUACUCUGGUAAAGCGCUGGCGCCUACACGACAGCCUGGGCAACGCUCUUCCGGACCCGACAGAUCCCACCGCUCUAGCCCGGUUUCGUGAUGAGCAGCAUACCCAUCGAUGCACCGUGCACGGAGGAAAGCCGGCCACCAGCCGCCUCGACCGCUGGUAUGCCAACGAUCUCGCUCGGCCCUGGAUGACAGCAACUCAGGUCGACCAAGACGGACUCCACUCCGAUCAUAAAGGUGUUCUCCUUCAUCUGAGGUCGCCGUCCAACCCUCUCCGCAUCCACAAGGAGCGAAGAGUAUUCCCUGUACCGGCCUACGCCCAGAAGAGGGCGGAUGACGCGGUCCUCGCGGAGCUUGCGGCACUGCGGCGCACCUUGGACACGGGGGCGUUGACGGCUUUACAAUCGGCGGAACUGUGGGAUGCUGCCAAACAUCGCAUAGCCAUCGCGCUGCUAAAUGCAACGAAAGCGGCUCGGCGCAGCAAGAAAAACACGUAUCGCAAAAAAAUCAAGCGGCUGUACCGACAGUUUGAUUGA